Molecule: messenger RNA, 2763 nt
Organism: Plasmopara halstedii
Lineage: Eukaryota; Oomycota; Peronosporomycetes; Peronosporales; Peronosporaceae
Product: pyruvate kinase
Exons: 4
Coding region: 1-2763 (920 amino acids)
Biological process (GO): glycolytic process
Cellular component (GO): cytoplasm
Molecular function (GO): magnesium ion binding; potassium ion binding; pyruvate kinase activity
Source: RefSeq, a predicted model, not a curated record
AUGACUGGUUGGGGAGUUUGGACAAGUCCAUUUCCAAAGAUAUUGCUGUCAUCUACCGACCAUGGCAAGCUACAGGAGCUUGUACAGACAAUUCUUGACGCAAAUUUGAAGCGUUACUUGAAUUUUACUGGGGUCGAUCUAAAUUCAUGGAAACUCAUUAAAGGCAAGGACGAUAUGCAAGUGUACAGUAACCGACGCGAUCAACGUCAAUGGCCCCUUACUGUCCGAGUGGAUGACGACCGUGAGUUGCAGACUUUACUUUGUGUCGGUUCAUCGCCAGGCACAUUAAACGAAAUGAUGGACGGCGUCUCAAAGUCUGCAAAUGGUGUAAAAGACUUAAACAUCAACGACUCUAGCUCCGCUGCUGAACUUGUACGUAUUAAAGCGCCAAAUCCACUAGAACCAUUUGCAGGUGUUGCCAUCAAAUGGAUGGAGCUGGAUGUGCGUCGUCGGUCGAUGGGUAUGGUCAAAAAUCGAGACUUUGUGUACAUCGAGGCAACAGGCAUCAAGAAUUUGCCAAGUGGCGAAUCUCUGGGUUAUCAUAUCAUGCACUCUGUAGGAAUUCCAGGAGCAACUAUUUUGCCCGGACGCGUGCGUUCUGAGCUCUCGAUCUGCACGUUCUUUCGUCAAGUAAAUCAAAGUCUAUUCACACAUUCGCUUGCAAUUCUUGAGCCCAUGAGUGAACGAGUUCGCCAAUUUGUUGUUCCUCGCUUCAUCAAAAUGCUUCAAUCGACAUUCAGACCUACAUCCGAGUCAUCGAUGGAAAAGGUUAAAAGUUUUGCAAGAACCUUGAGUCAACGUCAUUCGGAGCAGAACGCGCAACGACUUUCAGGGUCUGACCAUUAUUGUGUCACUUGUUUCAAGCGUAGAGGGCGGAUGCAUAAACUUGCACGUCGCCAAAAUACGUGUAUAGUGUGCAGUGGAUCUAUUUGCAGUGCGUGUAAGAUUGAGAAGAAGCUUAAGGUGCCAAGUGUGGGCGCCAAAGUGACAACCAAAAAGUAUUCUUUUUCAGAGGAUUCGGACAAUGACAGCGAGUCCUAUCCCCAAAUACAUCAUUGGGCCUGGACAACGAAGCGACCGAGUUGGAGCACUUCUAAAAGUAGUGAUCCGACGGUCGAUUUCACUUCACCAAAAUUAAAUCUUUCCCCCACACUCAAAGCAGCCUCCACGUCGUCUGUAGCCCCAAUCUUCAUCAUCAUGCUGCGUCGUCUGACUUUCCGUUCCGUACCCUCAGUACGCAGCUUCGCUUCUGCCUCAGAGCUAUACAAGAACCCACGUAGCUCCAAGUUCAGCAUGACUAAAAUUGUGGCUACUGUUGGUCCGGCAUCUGAACAGCUCGAAAUGCUUCAGAAUCUUACGGAUGAGGGAUUGCGUAUCAUGCGCAUCAACUUUUCUCACGCCGAAUACGACGAGGCCUUACAGCGAAUCAAGAACCUUCGAGCUUGUCGUGGAGUGCAUGCUGAAGGGAUGGCUAAAUUUAAUCUCCGAGCAGUACUUCAUGAUACAAAAGGACCUGAAAUACGGACAGGUAAAGUGCGUGAUGGCAAGAAAAUCAAGUUAGAAAAGGGCAAGUCGGUGGUGGUAACGACUGACCCAGCUUUCGAGAAUCAAGGGACAGCAGACAAAUUCUUUGUUUCGUAUCAGAAAUUAUCGGAAACCGUUAAGGUGGGAGAUACGGUUUUGCUAUCGGACGGUUUGAUUCGUUUAACCUGCACUUCUGUGGGUAAAGGGGAAAUUACGUGUCAUAUUCACAAUACCGAAGAGAUCGGUAAUCGGAAGGGUGUAAACUUACCCGGUUUAGUUGUCGAGUUGCCCGCUUUGUCUGAGAAAGAUAAACGCGAUCUAGAUUGGGGGGUAAAACACGAUAUUGAUUUUAUCGCAGCUUCUUUUAUUCGUAAAGCCAGUGACGUGAUUGAGAUCCGUCGUUUUGUGGACGAAUGUGUCAAGAGACACUGGACCAGCCAUCCUAAUUAUAUUGCGCCGAAGAUUAUAUCGAAAAUUGAAAAUUUGGAAGGUGUUCAGAAUUUUGAGGAGAUUCUUGAAGCCUCAGACGGCAUUAUGUGUGCUCGGGGCGACUUGGGCGUCGAAGUUCCUGCUCAGAAAGUGUUAACGUAUCAAAAGAUGAUGGUUGAUCGCUGCAACGCUGUUGGUAAGCCCAUUAUCGUUGCCACGCAAAUGCUCGAGUCCAUGCAAAACAACCCACGACCUACUCGUGCCGAGGUGUCGGAUGUCGGUAACGCUGUAUUAGAUGGUGCUGACUGUGUUAUGCUCAGUGGUGAGUCGGCCCAGGGCAAGUACCCUGUCGAAUCUGUGGCUACUAUGAACACGGUCAUAAAGGAGGCAGAUGAGCUCCUUCUGAAUCCUACCUACCAGGCCAAGUUCCAAUUCGAUUCACCGACAUCAGACGUCGAGUCGGCUGUUUCUUCGGCUGUUAAAACUGCUAAUGAAAUGCAUGCUCAGCUCCUCAUUGUGCUCACGCGCACAGGUUACACGGCUCGCAAGGUGGCAAAGUAUAAACCAACGGUGCCGGUUAUGUGCUUUACAACGGAUUUAAAAGUUGGCCGACAGCUCCAAAUCCAUCGUGGGCUUUACCCUGUUGUCCCAGACAACGUCAACCGUGCUCCUACCACUGCAGAAGCUAUUUCCCACGCCAAGAAGAUGGGGUGGCUCUCGUCAGGUGACCGUGUCGUCGUCAUUAGUGGCGACAAGCUCUCGGACGAUCUUGGCCGGGAAAUUCUCAUUGGCGUUGCUGAUGUGCAGUAA